UUCGCUCUCGCUCAGUUUUGCCAUUUGUUUAGUUGUUUUUUGUAAUGCUGUUCGCGGAUGAUUCACAUUUGUAACGACUUCGGUCUGCAGUUUUAUUGAAAUUCAGGACAUUUUCGAGUGCAAAAGUGCAACAAGUGUGUGAAAAAGUGCGUAGACGUGACAAGUGCGUGUAAUUAGCCGGGAAAAUGGGUUGUGCUGUGAGUACGGCGCGAGAUAAGGAGGCCACGGAACGUUCGAAAAACAUCGAUAGGGCGCUGCGUGCGGAUGGCGAAAAAGCCGCUUCGGAAGUGAAACUGCUGCUUUUGGGCGCCGGUGAAUCAGGUAAAUCGACGAUUGUAAAGCAGAUGAAAAUCAUUCAUGAGACCGGAUAUUCGCAAGAGGAAUGCGAACAAUAUCGACCCGUAGUAUACAGUAAUACAAUACAAAGUUUAAUGGCCAUUAUAAGAGCUAUGGGACAAUUAAGAAUAGAUUUUGCCGAUCCAUCAAAAACGGAUAUUGCUCGACAAUUUUUUACAUAUGCAUCGGCAGCAGAGGAGGGUGUACUGAUGCCUGAAUUAGUUGUUCUUAUGAAGAAAUUAUGGGCGGAUCCUGGUGUGCAACAAUGUUUUCAGCGUUCACGCGAAUAUCAACUGAAUGACUCGGCAGCUUAUUAUUUGAAUUCGUUAGAUAGAAUAUCCCAACAAAAUUAUAUUCCUACACAACAAGAUGUACUUCGAACACGAGUGAAAACAACAGGAAUAGUUGAAACACAUUUCAGUUUUAAAGGAUUACAUUUCAAGAUGUUCGACGUUGGCGGUCAAAGGUCGGAACGGAAAAAAUGGAUACAUUGUUUCGAAGGAGUGACGGCUAUCAUAUUUUGUGUGGCUUUAUCAGGGUACGACUUGGUACUUGCCGAAGAUGAGGAAAUGAAUCGAAUGAUUGAAUCGAUGAAACUUUUCGAUUCAAUCUGUAAUUCCAAAUGGUUUGUCGAAACGUCAAUUAUUUUAUUCUUAAACAAAAAGGAUUUGUUUGAAGAGAAAAUCACGCGAUCACCGUUGACAAUAUGUUUCCCAGAAUACACAGGAUCCAACACUUUUGAAGAGGCUUCGAGUUAUAUUAGAAUGAAAUUCGAAAAUUUGAAUAAACGAAAAGAUCAAAAGGAGAUUUACACACAUUUAACGUGCGCAACGGAUACAAGUAAUAUCCAAUUUGUAUUUGACGCCGUCACAGAUGUCAUUAUUAAGAACAAUCUCAAAGAUUGUGGACUAUUUUAGACUCAUAAAGUAAUAUAUCGAAUUUAACUAUAUGUGUAAAAUGUUGCAGAAGGAAAUGAUGCAUAAAUGAAAAGAAGGUCUAAUGAUAUACAUACGUAGGUACAAUUUUACCCAAUGACAUUUUUUAGAACUUGAAGAAAUUACGAGUAUCGUUUGGACUAUGAAAUGGAUCAAACGAGCGACACAUGCAUGCGCAAAUGAACAAUAUGUUACAUAUUAGCUACGAGUAUAUAAUAAAUGUAUAGAGAAAAUUGAAAUAUGUAGUAUUUUAAUGUGAAAUU
This is a messenger RNA of Hermetia illucens (black soldier fly), 1534 nucleotides long. It is a transcript of the gene Galphai, whose product is annotated as G protein alpha i subunit. Gene Ontology annotation, molecular function: G-protein beta/gamma-subunit complex binding; GTP binding; GTPase activity. Bases 186 to 1253 code for a protein of 355 amino acids. Gene Ontology annotation, cellular component: heterotrimeric G-protein complex. Gene Ontology annotation, biological process: adenylate cyclase-modulating G protein-coupled receptor signaling pathway. The transcript is spliced from 7 exons. Lineage: Eukaryota; Metazoa; Arthropoda; Insecta; Diptera; Stratiomyidae. The record is from RefSeq and is a predicted model, not a curated record.